Gigantopelta aegis is the source of this 3083-nucleotide messenger RNA. RefSeq names its product ras-related protein Rap-1-like. The record is from RefSeq and is a predicted model, not a curated record. Lineage: Eukaryota; Metazoa; Mollusca; Gastropoda; Neomphalida; Peltospiridae. The transcript is spliced from 6 exons. Bases 819 to 1532 code for a protein of 237 amino acids. Gene Ontology annotation, molecular function: GTPase activity; GTP binding.
UACGAUGUAACUGGAUAGCCGUGUAUUGUAUUGUGCAAUGGGCGAAGGGAAGGAAAGACUAGCUAUGAGUCACAGGAAAAAGAUAGUCGAGGAUGCUAAGAGUUCUGCAGUUUCUUCCGCAAGUAAAAACUCAGUAUCCAUGCUGUUUGUACCAGGCGGGGAGUACUACCAAACCCGAGGCAUGUGAAGGGCUCUGAAAGCGUUCCCGUGUUGUCUUAAAGUCAUUCGCACCUGUAAUCGCGGAGACUGGUGGAACUGGCGUGUUCUCUAACGUAAAGAACUGCCAAAGAGGCAUCACCCUUCACGUGGAAUAUAGAACCUGGCGGUGAAGCUAUUUAUAGCAUUGCUGAUUUAAGCAACAAAUCAUCGCAAAUGAAUACAAUACUUUCAUGUUUGUGAUGUGGAUGAAUAUAUAUAUGUUUUUUAAGAGGAAGAUGCGGUGAUAAAUUUCCACAAAUGAUCUAGAAGAAUGACUAUAUUGGAAUUGCAUCUAAGCGAAAAUACAUUAUUGCAGAAUAUAUUGCGGCAAAAAAUCCAACAAAAACAGAAUGCAUUCGAAGAUAGCACCAUGUCACGUUAGACCUGUAAACUCGGUGGGGUGAUUUAUUUUUUUGUGUGAUGGAUUUGAGAAGUCUCUGGAUGUGUACAUAUGUUGGAUUUUCGGUGGAUUCUCAGUGGAUUUUCAACUCCCUGCGCAUUACAUGCGUAUAUUAUCUCACUGUGACUAACAGCAUCUACGGCUCCAAGGCGACAACGUCGUGGAUGUAGUCGAACUGUCGUUGUAUUGUUGUUGUUGUUGACGUCGUCGUUGAAACGUGAUGACGUUGUGGUGUGGGUCGGGGAGGUCGGGACGAGAAAGGUUAAGGUCAGAUAGUGAAUGUUCGAGCUAUGAGGAGGAAUCAAAGAUCGUCGUUGUCGGAUGUGCCGGUGUUGGAAAGACAGCUUUAUGUCACAUAUUCGUGAACGGAGAUACAAAUUCUCGCAAGAACACGAUACAGAAAUCAGCAAGAGCACGGCGCGCGGAGUUUGACACGUGGGAAACAGUGGACGGAGAAACAUGUUGUUUAAGACUUUUCGAACUAAGAAUGGCAGCAAACGGUGACGACGACGAGCAAAUAGUGCGCUCUCUCGCCCAGAACGCGGACGGGUUUCUCCUCGUGUACUCCAUCACGAGCAGACAGAGUUUCGGAGCCGUGUCGCGCGUGUACGACGAGAUACACCGAAUACGAAACAACAAAGACACGCCGCUCGUCCUUGUUGGUAACAAGGGCGACGCUAUUCACAACAGGGAAGUCCUAGUGUCGGACGGGCGAGAUCUGGCUUUCGAAAUGGGAACUGCCUUCUACGAGUGUUCGACGAAAUCAGACUUUGGCCAAGUGAACAGUAUAUUUCACGACGUUAUACGACAAGUACGAUGCGUCAGAUCGAGAUCUCGCGCGGAGGAACAGACGUGUAAUAAGGUCCGCGGAUUUAUUCACAGACUCAGUUUCAAGAAGAGGUCAAGAUCUUUAAAGCGCCACUCUACUGACUGACUUCGAUUAGUUGUUUUAAAUUUUAGUGCGGCUGAUGGGCGCAAUAAUUGGUCACAUCUUCCAAAAAAGCAUGGAAUUUGGCACAAAUAUUGGGUAUGAGGUACUUAUUGUUUCCUGAUAAAGGAGCAAGUUGGUUUGAGCGUACUUACGGUUUUAUACAAAAUGGCCGCCAUCUGAGUGUUAAAAUGAAAGAAAAAAUAUUUUUCAACAUGAACCAAAAAGACCAGUGUUGGAAUAAAUAGGAAAGAGUUAUAAAAACUUUCAAUACAAGAAUUUUUAAAAGUGAAAAAAUCAGCCACUUCCGGUAAUUUAAGAUAAUUAACAUAUUUACAUGGUCUGUUUUAAUAUUCAACAGAGAAGACACUUUUGUACACUAUAUUUAACACAGAUUAAAACAACCACAAUAGUUUUAUAUAUGUAUGUACUCAGUAGUCAUUUCUGAACUUUUUUAAUUGUGAUUUUGACGUCUUUAAAAAUCAAAUACCUGUUUUUUACAUUCAUACAAUAAUUUCUAUAAAGUGAAGGGCGCCACGCAUCAGUUUAAAACACUAUUAGGUUUCUGUUUACGUUUGUCUGUAUCCUGAAGUAGGUCUCACUGAACGUGCUUCUAAAACAGCAUUGAUUAAGCAUUUCAAUUUGAACAUGUGUGCAAUGUUUCACGUUCUUAGGAAAAUGUGAACAAUUAUGAUCAUAUUCUACAUCAAUCUGCCGCACUAAAGGGGGUGUCACACUGUCCCAAGUUUCCCUACGACAUGCGGCGAUAUACGGCGAGAUGAACUCGCCAUAAAUCGCCGCGGAUGGCCAUGAGUUGUCAGCCGAUUUUUUGGUCAAAAUAUUAACACGAGUGUGCCACGAUAUCUCUACGAUAUAUUUGGCGAAAUAGUACGAGACUAUUACGAAUUGGUAGGAGUUUCUACGACAUUCGUACGAAAAUCCUGCGAUAGUUGUUCGACAUUACUACGUAUUUGUACGAGUUUGUAAGAUAUUUGUACGAGUAGGUACGAGUUUGUACGAUGUGGUACGAUCUAUUGCGACAUUAGUACGACAUUCGUACGGCUUAUCUCGGCAUAAAUAUCGUGCUAUGCCGCAGCAUGUCAUACGUUACUCGUCUUAUAUCGUACUAUGUCGCCAUGACUCGGCAGUUGUUUUGGGACGGCGAGAUCACUCGAGAACAUGCGACAAGAGGCGACAAUGAGUACGACAGUUGUACGACAAUGUACGAGUGAGUUGCGAGAUUGAUACGAGAAGACCUAGGACGGCGAGAAUUUAAACAGUUUAAAAUUCUCGUGGGCACUUCCCGACAAUAUGCUACGACAUGUGUACGACUUCAGCCGACAUAUGGCGACAUCUCCGCGACAUUCCCUCGACAUGUGGCGAGUUAUGAACUCGCCGCAACUCGUAGCGAAGCUCGAUACAGUGUGACACCCCCUUAAGGUUUCGUGCACCUAACACUGCCGUUAUCUUGAUGAUUGCGAAAUAUUGACUCUGUGUUGGCGUUUGUAAUAUGGAAUGCAAAUAUAGUUGUGUUGAUAAAAAAAGAUUUUCUUCCAA